AUCAUCACCAUCAUCAUCAUCAUCAUCAUCAUCAUCAUCAUCACCACCACCAUCAUCCUAUUCAGCAGUCAUGAUCCCUCGUUGUAUCCUGCUGGUUCUGCUGGUUCUUGUCUGCCUUCAGUCCUCCGCAACAGCCGAAAGUGAAAGCGGACCAUCUCAGUGCUGUUUCAGGUUUCAGACACAUCGAAUCCAAGUGAGACUCAUUUCAGUGUAUCACAGAACAGAGCAUCAGUGUCCAAAACCUGGAGUCAUCUUUACCCUAAAGACCGGCCGUCAUUUGUGUGCAGACCCCGAAGUCAAGUGGGUGAAGAACAACAUGAACAAAAUUGACAAACCUAAAGCAAGUGCUUAAAACCGCUCUCAUUAUAUGUAUAUAUAAACAAAGAAUCAGUCUAGUAUUGUUUAAUUAAGUGGUUGAAUCAGUCUAGUAUUGUUUAACUAAGGGUGUGGACAUGAAUUAAUGAUGUCAGGAGCUACUGUGGCAGUUCCCGUUCAGAACAGCAGAGGGCGGGCAGGUGUUACAUCAUAGCAUGCUUUAUUUGUUAUUAUUGUCCCCAUGUGUGUUAUGCCAUGCUACUCUUAUUAUUUCUUGUCUCUGUUCUUAUCAGUCAUUAUGUUCAAGCUGUACAGUUGAAGCCGUUGUGUUUUUACCUUCCCAUGUCAUAGUUAUGUUUUGUUACUCGUGUUGUAUUUUUCCCUUGUUUUUUGUUAAUAAAUAAUCAUUCUCCAUGUAGGCCUGAGUUUCUGUACACAGGUGAUCGAGACCACCUUGGAGACCCGGGUUUGAUCCCCAUUUCAGACAGGGUCUCCCGUCUGUUACAGUCGUUUCACAUUUUAAAGGCAAUGGUGUUAACCUUAAAAGAUUAAAAUGUUCAAGUGACCUUUGAUGGUGACAUUUAUUUUUAUUAUUCUUUCACAUUGUUGAGUUCCUG
Tachysurus vachellii is the source of this 932-nucleotide messenger RNA. RefSeq names its product C-C motif chemokine 4 homolog. Lineage: Eukaryota; Metazoa; Chordata; Actinopteri; Siluriformes; Bagridae. Gene Ontology annotation, biological process: immune response; cellular response to tumor necrosis factor; positive regulation of ERK1 and ERK2 cascade. Gene Ontology annotation, cellular component: extracellular region. The record is from RefSeq and is a predicted model, not a curated record. The coding region runs from base 71 to 352 and encodes 93 amino acids. Gene Ontology annotation, molecular function: chemokine activity; CCR chemokine receptor binding. The transcript is spliced from 3 exons.